This is a messenger RNA of Hypoxylon fragiforme, 741 nucleotides long. RefSeq lists its product as uncharacterized. NCBI's taxonomy places the organism in Eukaryota, Fungi, Ascomycota, Sordariomycetes, Xylariales, Hypoxylaceae. The record is from RefSeq and is a predicted model, not a curated record. Bases 110 to 316 code for a protein of 68 amino acids. The transcript has 2 exons.
CCAGGCCAAAACACAUAUAUCUAUGGUUGACUACCUACCUACCUAAGGUUUAUAUGUUAAUACGAGUCAGAUGUCAUGGAAAGGGAAAUGGAAAUGGAAAUGGAAAUGGAUGAAUUUAGAAGAAAUAUGCGCGUCAUUCAUUGAUUGGUCUUGUUUUUUUUUUUUUUUCGUGUGCCUGUGCUGUGCUAUGCUGUGCUUGGCCUUUUUAACUUGCCGUGCUAUCAUGAUGACUACAUGUCUAGGUAGGCGGGUACCUUAUUUUUAUUUCCAGGUUAUUUUCCUCUUAUGCUUUCGCACAUGUACGGUAGGGGGCUGAACUUGUCAAACGGGUCUGUACCUUAGGUACUAACCUAGGUAGGUAUUCACUCUAAUAGUUCGCGGCUUGAGAUGAGCUGGGAGCUAACCUAGAUACCUUGGAAAGCCUUGAUUGGGUAGGUACCUACCUACUUAUAGUACUAUGUAUAGGUAUUCAAUGUUUGUUUUAAAGUAGGUAUUGAUUGUAAGGAAGCUUGUCGAGUCGCCUUUCAACCGUAACCGUAACCGUAACUAGAACUCUAACUGUGAUUGUGACUGUAACUGUAACUGUCACAAAAGAAAAAACAUCUUUAGGUAGAUAGCUUAUAAGUUGAUCUGUUUAGGUAUAUUGAGUGGUGGGUGGAGGGUGAGGUUUGGAUGUCAUUAUACGAAGAAACACUGGAUGACUGGGUGCUUAGGGGUUUUUUUUUUUUUUUUUUUUUUUUU